Cylas formicarius (sweet potato weevil) is the source of this 1010-nucleotide messenger RNA. Its product is annotated as copper homeostasis protein cutC homolog. The record is from RefSeq and is a predicted model, not a curated record. Gene Ontology annotation, molecular function: copper ion binding. The coding region runs from base 155 to 895 and encodes 246 amino acids. The transcript has a single exon. NCBI's taxonomy places the organism in Eukaryota, Metazoa, Arthropoda, Insecta, Coleoptera, Brentidae.
UAAUUGAAAUCAUUUGAUACAUAUUUUUAUUGGCGAAGUUUAUAUAUAUAUAUAUUGAAGAUCGUGACUAUUUGGAAUAUAAAAUUCAACGAAUCAAGAAGUUUUAAGUGUUUUUUUUUUAUAUUCCUAAUCUAAAAGCAAGGGACUUUUCAAAAUGUCAAAGGUCUUGGAAGUAUGCGUUGAUAGUUUGGAGUCAGCUCUUACUGCAAUGAACAGCGGUGCUGAUAGAAUCGAAUUAUGCUCGUCGUUAAUUCAAGCGGGUCUCACUCCAACUCCUGGUAUGCUAGUCCAGAUUCAAAACUUGAAUUCCAAAAAGGUGCCAAUAUUUUGCAUGCUUCGUUGUCGUCCAGGAAAUUUCAUUUACAAAACAGAAGAAGUUGAAAUAAUGAAAGAAGACGCAAAAAUUUUAAGGCGUAAUGGAGCAGAUGGAUUUGUAUUUGGAGCAUUGGCUGAGAAUGGAGAUGUAGAUAUGAAAGUUUGUCGAGAAAUUAUUAAAGCAUGUCAUCCACUACCUGUAACUUUUCAUCGAGCGUUUGAUUUUUGUAGACGACCCACCAUUGAAGUUGAAGUGAUUAUUGACUUAGGAUUUGAACGUAUUUUAACUAGCGGUAAGCAGAAAAGUGCACAAAUGGGAGUGAAAUUGAUAAAGAAAUUAAUGGAUCAAGUUGAAAAUAGAAUUAUUAUAAUGCCUGGUGGUGGAAUAGACAAGGAUAACUUAAAAUUUAUUUUGGAAAAUACAGAUGCAAAAGAAAUUCAUGGAUCUUUUAAGAAAGUAAAAGAACAAAGCAUCAAUGCUGAAGAGACAGAGACUCUACUGGAGGAGAAAGAUGUUCAUAUAUAUGUUACAGAUGGGGAUAUUGUCGCAGAAAUAUCAAAUUUAUUGAAGACUGUGUAAAGUGAAAACAUUGUUUUAAAUAGAUCUCUCUUAAUGUUAUGCAUUAAUGUAAAUAGUUGAAUUCUCUAUGUUCUAAAUUAAAAUUCACUGUAUGUCGACAUAUAAAAUGAGUUUC